This is a messenger RNA of Saxophila tyrrhenica, 2169 nucleotides long. RefSeq lists its product as uncharacterized. The record is from RefSeq and is a predicted model, not a curated record. The coding region runs from base 1 to 2169 and encodes 722 amino acids. Lineage: Eukaryota; Fungi; Ascomycota; Dothideomycetes; Mycosphaerellales; Extremaceae. The transcript has a single exon. Gene Ontology annotation, molecular function: mRNA binding; protein binding.
AUGCAAACCAUCUGGAGCCGGGUUGCGCAGACUCGGGGAACGUGCAAAUGCCCGCAAUGCCUCUCCUACGCCAAUGGGGUCACUCGACGAGCUACAGCAUCGGCAACGAGGCGCACGCCGAAGUAUCUCACCUCAUCGACAUUAUGGUAUUCUGGGAUCUUCGCGGCGGCAGCAACCUUUGAUGCUGGUGUGAAGAAGAAGCGGAGAGAGCAAUGGGAUCGGGCCAUUGGGGAUCUGAGACAGGAGCUUGGGCAGCCGGAGAGGGCGAGGGAGGAGGUGCUUGUGGAGGAGAGAAGGCAAGAUGAAGAGCAGGAAUUGGAGCUGGAGGAAGGGCUGGGUCAGGCGGUAGAAGUCGGUGAGGAGGCUAUCGCUGGCUAUGAACCAUUUGGGAGUGCAGCCGAGGACGGCAACGUCUUCAGAGACGUCGACCCAGAGGACUCCAAGGCAGAAUGGGCAACGAAUACUGGUCCUCCCCUGGAUACGUUCAAUCUUCCACCCCAAUCAAUAUAUGCGACGGAUGAAAGGAGGAGUCAAGCCAAAUUAAGACGAUGGACCACGAAGAAGAUAUUGACGGUACAGGGCUCGACAGAGAAGUUCCUGGGUCAGCUGUUGCUUGAGCUGCAGCGGAGAGGAUGGUCAGCGGAGGCUGCGCAGGCAGUGCCAGAGAACUUCGCUCAGCUCAUCCUGCAGAAUCAGGGCGACCUGGAGCAGCACUACCGGGAGACUUGCGCAAGACUUAGGGUUACGAAGAGGGUUGAUGAGCCAUACCUCCACCCAGCGGACUUCAAUGAGCUCGUGGAUCGUGAGGCCGGCCCAAGGCGCGAGGAUACGCAGAUAUGCCGCUUCGGACAAGACGGCCUUGGAGGACAUCAUAUCACGACGAGGUGGCUGAACUCUUCCCUGCAGAGCCUUUUCGAACAAUACGUCAAGGCCGAUAUACAAACACCGACUCUCCUUGCGAAGAUAGCGUACAACCUGGCCAUCUCAUCCGCACCACCGAAUCUCGAAACCUAUAAUACCCUCCUCCUCGGCCUAUCCAAAGCACAACUCCCCACCCUCAGCAACGCCAUCAUCGCCUCCAUGAACGAAUCUCACAUCCGACACAACGAAGUCACCACGGCUGCCGUCCUCGACCACUACAUCGCCACCGCCAACGACAGCGGUUUCUGGCGCUACGUGUCUCUUAUGCGCGGCAAGUUCGGCGGCAUGGCACUCGCCCGGAAUGACCUCGAAAUCAACGAGCAGAACAAGUCCCGACUGGUCCGCCACCCCGACGACCCGGAGAAGAUCAUCCAGCUCCCCUACCCCACGCCCUACGUCUUCCGCGCCAUCAUCGAAGGCCUGAUCAAGUUCUCCGACUUCGACCGCGCCCUCCGCAUCUGCGAGUACAUGCGUCACGAAGGCUGGGGCGUCUCCAUGGCCGGUCUCACGCCUUUGCUAAAAGACUGCGCGGAUCGAGGGGACUGGGAGAAUGGACUAGCGAUCUGGAAGAAGAUUCUGAUUCUCAAGGGCGAGAGCACGAAGAAGACGAAGAAGGCUUGGGUAUCGGAGCGAAUAGGCAUGACAGCUUUCGCGGCGAAGCUGCGGCUUUGUCUGCAAGUCGGGCAGAGGGAGGUUUACGACGCUAUAUGGGAGCAGGCAUUGAAGGCGCAUGGAGGAGCGAGUGCAGCGAGGCGGUUGACGCAGUUGGUAAAGGAGCAGGCUGCGGUGCGGAAGGAGCGGUCAAAUACUUUCGACCAGCUGCCGCAGGUGGUCAAGGAUGAGAUGCGGGGUGGUGCUGUGGCUGAGAAGCCGAGGGUCGUUGAGGAGCGGCAACCGGUGGAGGGGUCGUCGUAUACGCCUUUCCAGUACGAAGACCCUGAGGCGGGGUUGGAGGAGAGCGGGUAUGUCACGACGCCUGCCGCGGGGUUGGAAGUGCUGCGGCAGGAUGUCGAUGUAUUGGCGGCGGCGAAAGCGGAAGCAGGCGAAGGUGCCCAUGUCACUGCACUCGUGCCCACCCCAGAACGGCAGGAAGCAAAGGAGGAAGCGACGACGUCGACGGAGCCUAUACCGCAACCUCCUGCACCCCCGAAUGAGAGCCAGAAGAAGCUGCUGCGAAAUCUACCGGCGAAUUAUAGGCUGGAGCGUGAUCGAGACAUGACCGUGGGAUCGAUAGGGUUGUAUGGCUGA